GCAUGCGUAUUUGAAGUUAGUGUAUAUAUCUAGCUAUCAUCUGCUAUUAUUAAUUAUAUAGUCAGUGCAACUGCAUGCAUGGUGGAAAAACUGGAUAAAGCUCCUCAACAAUGACUGUCAUUGCUGCAUUUUCCUUGAUUUUUGUAUGCUUGAUUUCAAGCUCUUCCUCACAGCCCCGGUUUGGAAGACCACGUGGCUGCCUUUUGAACAGACUGGAUGUCCUUAAUUGUACAAUUGUGAAUACAGCCCGCACAGAUGUUCCACAACCAAAUCAGUAUGCUAUCUAUACCACAAGAAUACGUGGGAAUUGAAACUCCAGAACUUGCGUGAUUCGAAGCAGAGAUGACAUUGUGCGGCCACUCGAUACAAUAGGAGGAGACCCACGCGUUUACUACCUCUUUUCACCAGGGAGGUCAUUGGCCAACCCAACAAAUUAUGGCAACCAGUUUCUAAUGAAGUAUAGAGUGCAGUGUCCGGAUAAUCAUUUUGCUUUCUUCAAUCUCACAUCUCUGGAAAUUGAGGAGCCGAUAUGCGAGGAUCGUAAUUUCCCUCAGCCAAGGUGCAUCGAUUCCCUCCAAGUGAGCAGAGGUGGAGGAGGGUUUGGCUUUAUUGAAACCUGUGGCACCAACAUUCCCAGUGAACUAGCAUCUUCGCUUGAUUCUGGUACUAUUGAGGUAAUCCUGAGGACCAGUGACAGGGGAAGGUUUCCUGGGUUCUCGGCCACUGUAGUGUGUGUGAGCACUGGCUUACUAGCAAUGACUGGCAAUGAUAACAGUGGAGGACAAGGCUCUAAUUCACGACAAUUGUUUAGUGCCAGAGUUACGCGUCAAGUGGAGUAUGUUAAGCGAAUGAAGAGAAGCACUCUCAGUUUGGAGGAUGCCACAACCCUGGCCUGCAGUGUGGAUGAGGUUAAUGUUCCUUUUAAUGGUGGCAUCACGUACGUCAACAGAGUGGUCACUAUUCUUGACAUGACGAACAUGGCAGUCAUACGCAGGUUGCCAUCACCCAUCAACAAGCUGGUAGUCAUAGAUACCAACGGUACCCAGCUGGAAUUCAUUCGUGAAGCUCCACUGACUAACGAUUCUGUCACAAUCUUCUCAGGACCUGGUCCAUUAACUAGAGCUGGAGUGUUUGUCUUCUUCACAUCAUUUACGACCCUCCCUGAGUUGGGGAACACACCACCGGAGGCUGUAAUCCCUGCUGCUCGCGUGGCGGAUGUCACUGGUAUCCUCCUGGCUGCACAUUCGAGGCUGGCACUUGAGGGUAAUGGUGAGGCCUUAACCCUCGAUGAGUUGGAACCACCCCCCAUUGACUUGGACGGCCUCGGAAUAGAGGGCGAUGAUACUGGAGAUAAUGUUACCACAGCCAAUCCUCGGUUUGCAAGGCAUACUCCUGAAAGAUCUCGUCGAAUAAGACGUUUAACUGAGAAUAUACAGCCUGUGCAAUGCAACUACACUAACAAUGAUGUUGGGCUUGCUGUAUUGAAUCAGAUGACAAUCAACCCCGUCCUGAUCACUAUUAUAGACGUAAUAUUCAACUGCACAGAGAGGGAACAGCCAGGAAGAUUUCAAGAGAUUAUUGAAAGCAUCGCCAUUGACUUUCGAUUCACCCAAGAUGAGUACUUGGUGAGAGAGGAUGUGGGGAAUGUAACAGUUUGUCUGGAAAUAGCCACUGAGGGGUUUUUACCCAGAGAUGUGGUUGUGAGUCUGGUCACAGUAAACGGAAAUGCUACAGAACCUGAGGACUAUAGUUUUGUAAAUACCACCUCGACGUUUUUCAAUGCCACUGCUCAAGGCGGGCCAGGAUCUCUGAUGUGUAUCCAGAUAGAUAUAUUCAAUGACAAUCUGAUAGAGUUUGACGAGAUGUUCGUGGUGACAGCUGACUCACCUGAUCCCAAUGUUAACACCACCUUUAUCAUGGCCACUGUCAUCAUCUUGGACGAGGAUGUAAUGUUCCAGAUCACUAAUUCGCCAGGCUCAUUCACAGUCACUGAGACUGCUAGUACGCUCGCUGAAUCCAUUGUUGUGUCACUGCUUGUGGGAACUCUACCCUUUCCAGUGGAGAUUGUCCUUAAUGACAUUGGAACAGCCAAAAGGAGUGAUGGAGAUUUUACCGCUCCGCUCGUCCUAACGUUUGAUACUGGUUCUGGUCCUGGCGUCUCCUCUUCUGCUCAAGUAACCAUUCUGCGGGACCUACUGGUGGAGGAGAAUGAGACUCUGAUAUUGCAGCUGACCACAAUGCCUCUGGCUCGUUUGGCAUUCCCUGUGGGAGAAGACUUAGUAGAGGGAACUAUUAUGGAUGUCGAUGUGCCUAUUUUUCAGUUGGUGGCUGAGACCAACUUCACCGAAGAAAGUAAUACAAUUGUGCAGCUGUGUGUUGAGCUCGUCCAAUCAACGCUCACGUUUCCAAUUGAUGUACUCGUUCAAGAUGGAACACAGAUGGCAACUUUGUUUGGAAUAUUCUUUCCUGACAACAGACUUGCUACCAUUGGGGAAGACUACCUGAGCUUUGGAACCACAUUGACCUUUGAGGCUGGUUCUGGACCAGGCACCAAGUUCUUUGUAAAUGUCUCUAUACUUCAAGAUGUACCCAUUGAGAUUGAGGAGGUAAUUAUUGUGGUUGCUUCUAUACUCUCAACUCGAGGAGAGUUUUCAUCUGGGGGAGACACUGAUGUCACAACUAUCACUAUUAUUGACAACGAGGCUGAAACGGUGGUGUGUCUCGAACUCACUGAGCCUGAAAACGGAACGAUCACAUAUUCCAUUAACCAACCACCCCCUUUCCCGCUUGGCACUGAGGCUAAGUACACUUGCAACCUUGGCCUAGGACUGGAAGGAGGUGAUGUUCUGAGGGUGUGUCUCGGCGAUGUAGUCAACACUGUAGGACAGUGGAAUGGUGCUGCACCUCAGUGCAAUGCUAUUACCUGUGAGACUCUUUCAGCACCCGAGAAUGGAACGGUGUCCUACAGCACAGAUAAUAACAAUAUAGGUGCCUUUAGUUUUGGAACGGAGGCUUAUUUCAGCUGUGACGUAGGGUUCUCUCUGGUUGGUAAUGAGACAAGGACUUGUGGCGAUGGCAAUAUGACAGUGGGGGAAUUCAAUGGAACAACACCAGCUUGUGAAGCCCUAGGUAGCAUCAAUGGAGGUGCUGCUGCAGAUGUGGUCAUGUUUCGUGAGGAUGCUGGCAAUGUGACUGUCACGUUUCAGCUGGUUGGUGAUGUUGCGGAUCGAGCUUUUGUCGCUGAUGUACAAAACAUUAAUACCACAAGUGGUGUGGACUACUCAUUCGGAGAUCCUACAUCUAGCGUCUCUAGUAACAAUACCAGAGCACUAGUGAGUGUUCCCAUUGAGAUCUUUGAAGAUGUUGUUGCUGAAUUUGAUGAAGUUUUUAUGCUCACCAUUUCGUCUGGCUUGUUCAAUACCAGCAUUACUGUCAUCAUUCUGGACAAUGAUGUGUUCAUCGUGUUUCCAUUUGGAGUACCUGUACUCGAUGUCUUUGAAAACUUCAACACAAACAUCAAUUUUAUUGACCUUCAAACAUUCAAUCAAUUUCCUUUUAUUCUCACUAUAUACUUCACCAAUAACGGCUCUGCUAUAGAGAAUGAAGACUUCAGCAUACACCCAGUAUUCCUGUACCCUAGCACUUCUCAGGAGGGAUCGAGGAACACCACUCAGCUAAUUAUUCUGAAUGAUGAUAUGGUUGAGAUGAACGAGACUAUCCUUCUGUGGCCACACUCCUCUCCUAUUGGACGGCUGGCUUUCAAUGUCGAUGAUGUAGUCAAUGUCACCAUUAUUGAUGAUGACGUCCCCUUAUUCUCAGUAUUACCAGGAGCUACUUCGGCAGCUGAGAGUGACACAACCAUUGUUAAUACCAUACAGCUGGUGGAAGGAGUGUUGACGUACCCUAUAGCCAUCACAAUUCAAACAAACGUUACUGUCGUUUCUCCUGAUCCCAUGUGUCUUCAAACUCGUGGAACAAUUCCUGAGAGUGUCUUCUGCCCUGGUGGCUCUAUCUAUUGCGAGAAUGGAGAGCCAGCCUCUGAAAGCUCUUGCCUGGCCAUUGAGCGUUACUGUGAUGGACAAGUGGACUGUUCCAAUGGGAGAGAUGAAUCUGCUGAAUUCUGUGGAAACUGUAGUCCUGGGACAAUCAUAUGUCUUGGAGAUCCUGAUUUCACUUGUGUAAGCAAUACUCUGGCGUGUGAUGGAAGGGUGGACUGUCCUAAUGGAGUAGAUGAGUCUCCUGAGGCAUGUGGUUGUCCUGUACAGACACAGUUACCGCUUUGCCGCUUCAAUAAUGGGACCACACAGUGCGUGCUGGGUGUGUUCUUGUGUGAUGGGAUAGUAGACUGUGAUGAUGGGUUUGAUGAGAGUACAACCUUGUGUGGGUGUCCUCAAGGCACUGCCAACUGUGCUAACAGUACUCAGUGUGUGUCUUUUGAUUGGUUCUGUAAUGGAGCUCAAGACUGUGAAAAUGGUGGAGAUGAGAUACCGCAAUUGUGUGGAAAUUGCCCAACUGACGAGAUUCUAUGUCCGAACACUACCACAGUGUGUUUGAGUAACCUUCAACUGUGUGACGGUAUUGAGGACUGUCCUGGAGGCACUGAUGAGGCAUUUGAAUUCUGUGGGAGUGGUUUGCCACUGGGCUACAGCUGUGCUGAUGGUUCUGACUGCUUCAUCCCUUUUGGUUUCAUAUGCAAUGGUGUGGAAGACUGCUCUAAUGGAAGAGACGAAGAGAACUGCAGAACAAAUAUUCUACAAUGUUUUGGAGGAGGCUCAACUGGUCAAGUGUCCAUACCACAAUCAAACUUCUGUCCUGGGGGCACUGUCUACUGUGAGGAUGGAGAACCAGCCUCAGGCGCUACUUGUGUACUGAUUGAUAAUUUCUGUGAUGGCAAUGUAGACUGCUCCAAUGGGAGAGAUGAAUCAGAGGAGUUCUGUAGUGAAUGUGGUGAAGGGUUUUUGCAGUGCUCAGUAAUCGAUCCUCAGGGUGAGAAUCAGUGUUUCAGCAAUACCGCCGCAUGCAACGGGGAAUCUGACUGCCAAACCGGAUAUGAUGAAUCUGUGGACCUUUGCGGCUGCCCCAACAUAGAAGAUUUGCGAUUUUGCAAGUUCCUUGAUGGUAGCACUCAGUGUAUCUCGAGCAGUCUGGUAUGUAAUGGAGAGAUAGACUGUGAAAACGGGGAGGAUGAGAGUGUGGACAUCUGUGGGCAAAUUGUCAACAAUCUUCCCAUUUGCCCUUUGGGUAGUGCACCCUGCAUUGAAGAAGCUUCGGAGUGUCUGGUAUUUGAGCGAUUCUGUGAUGGAAUACCAGACUGCAGUAACGGUACGGACGAGAGCAAUGUAAUGUGUGAAAAUUGUACCGCUGGUUUUCUCUCUUGCAAUGAUGAUAACAACACUUGCAUAAGCAAUAUGUUAAUUUGUAAUGGACAGCUGGAUUGUCCCAAUGGCAAAGAUGAGUCAUCGUUUAUCUGUCAAGGACCUAUUGGACUUGGCUUCAAUUGUGGCGAUGAGAACAACUGUUUUCUUCCUUUUCCGUAUGUCUGUGACGGGGAACCAGACUGCCCCAAUGGAAAUGAUGAAAUCGACUGCAAUUCACGGUGCCCCAGUGUUGGACCUGAUUUUCCUAUACCAUUGCCACAAUUUUUCUUCUGUCCUGGUGGUACAAUUUACUGCAAUUCUGGGGAGCCAGUUUCAACAAGCAGCUGUAUCCCCAUUGAAAGCUUUUGUGACGGAGUUAUAGAUUGCUCCAAUGGUCGUGAUGAGUCUACAGCUCCUGGAGAAUUUUGUGGAAAUUGCUCCACUGGGUUUAUUCAGUGUCCUGGUGACCCGAAUAUGACCUGUGUCGAAAACUCUCGCGGCUGUGAUGGGGUAGUAGACUGUCCUGAUGGAAUAGAUGAAUCAGCCAUUGCCUGCGGUUAUCCUGGUGAAGAUGAGCUACCACUGUGUUUGUUGCCAGAUAGCAAUUUUCCGCAAUGUCUUUCAAGGUCCCGCCUGUGUGAUAGAGUGAUAGACUGUCUUAAUGGGAUUGAUGAAAACGUUGGUUCUUGUGGAUUGGCUCUAGGGAUUACGUUGCUGUGCCCCCCUGGCAUGUCCCAAUGUAAUGAAGAGAUGUGUUUACCAUUUGAGAGAUUCUGUGAUGGAGUACCCGAUUGUGCGGGAGGUACUGAUGAGACGAUACAAACAUGUGGCACUUGUGAAACUGGUACUGUUCUUUGUUCACUGGACCCGAGCAAUAUAUGUGUCAACAACACGGCGAUGUGUGAUGGAGCGGUGGACUGUCCAAAUGGCAUUGAUGAGUCAAAUUUCUUCUGCAGGGGGUUCAGGUGUGAUAGUGACUCUAGCUGCUACAUUGCAUUUGAUCUAGUCUGUGAUGGUAUUGAGCACUGCCCAAAUGGAGAUGAUGAGCAAAACUGCAACACACUGAUGUUCCCUGCUGGAUCCGUUCCUGGAAAUGAGGUGUUCUUCAGUACAGUAGUUUUUGAUGACAGCAUUGUUGGGAACGACAGACUGAUAACCACUACAUUGACAGUGAUGCCUCCCGGAGUGUUCACUUCCGGUGGGAAUGUGACAAAUACUACUCUGAUGGUUAUUGACAAUGAUGACCCCCCUGUCAUCCUCAUCCAACCAGCUGAUGUAGAGCUUCCGGUUAACUCAACAGCAAUCUUUUCAGUCGUAGCUUCUGGCAGUGAAUUGUCUUAUCAAUGGUUUAUGGCGGCAGACAUUACUGUACCCCUCUCAGAUUCAGAUGAAUUUUUGGGGUCAAUACCCCUACUUUGAUAGUAUCUGUAGUUGGACGCACUUUCUUUGGCGUAUUUUUCGUGAAUGUGUUUAAUUCCAUCGGAUCUGUCGACUCUAAUCUAGUCGUAUUAUCAUUAGUUUGCCCGGGUGCCGAUGAUUUCAACCCAGCUUCCUCCUGUCAGCAAAUCCUCGAUUGCGAUCCGUCCUCUCCGAGUGGUGACUACUGGUUAGAAACACUCUCUGGCACUCAAUUGCUGAGGACUUGCGACAUGAACAUAACAUGCGGUAAUGUUACCGGAGGCUGGCUGCGCAUUGUCAAUGUGGACACCAGAGUAAAUGGUGUGCAAUGUCCUGGCACUCUUGGUGAGGUGGGGUUUUCUGGUGGGCUGAAUGUUUGUAGAAGGACUGCAGAGGAAGCAGGUUGCUCUGAAGCAUUCUUCAUAACCAAUACUAGCUAUAGCCAGGUGUGUGGCAAGGUUAUCGGAUAUCAAGUUGCUGCCACCGAUACGUUUGGGCCUAAUACCCGAUCAAGAGGUAUAGAUGAUGCUUAUCUUGAUGGUGUCAGUCUAACUUAUGGGUUCAGUCCUCGCAAUCAUAUCUGGUCUUUUGCUGCUGGACAUACUGAAGCAGCGACUUUUUUGUUUUCAAAUUGCCCCUGUACUAACAUUAACUUUGCCUCUGAAUCUACCAUGCCUCCAAACUUUGUGGGUAACGACUAUUUCUGUGACACUGGAACCGAAGACCCAACUGAUUUCUUUGUGUAUGCGGAUGAUCCAUUAUGGGAUGGUGCUGGCUGUGGAGCCAAUAGUACCUGCUGUUCUUUCAACAAUCCUCCAUGGUUUUUUAAAGAGUUUGGUGAUUCAUUGACUGAUGAUAUCGAGAUGCGAGUAUGCCGCGACCAAGUGAGAUCAGAGGAAGAUGUGGUUAUACAACAAAUAGAAUUGUACAUUAGGUAGUAUAAUGCUUCAAGAAGCAAGCUGUGUAAAAGUGAACAUUCUUUCUCUGCCAGAAAACUUAAUUAUACUAUGGGCAGUUAGAGCAGAUCUUAAGUUAUCUUAUGUAGAUCUUCAAUGAUGUGCUGUAUUAAUAAUUUUUAUAUACCUUGAUCAGAGCAAUUUGAUAUUUAUACUUAUUAUGCAACAAUGAA
Messenger RNA from Halichondria panicea, 7884 nucleotides. RefSeq lists its product as uncharacterized. NCBI's taxonomy places the organism in Eukaryota, Metazoa, Porifera, Demospongiae, Suberitida, Halichondriidae. Gene Ontology annotation, biological process: cell communication. The transcript is spliced from 50 exons. The record is from RefSeq and is a predicted model, not a curated record. The coding region runs from base 453 to 6776 and encodes 2107 amino acids. Gene Ontology annotation, cellular component: plasma membrane. Gene Ontology annotation, molecular function: protein binding.